UUGGAUGCUGGCCUUUGGAGCCGCUGGUUCGCUGCGAUGGUCUCAGUUUCGUGACGGCAGUCCCCACGAGUGGAGGCUAUCACACACGUACACGCCUUUUGUGCUGAGUAUCGCGAGUGCGUGCUGGUAGCCGUUACAGUCAUUCGAAAUUUCCAUCACCCAAGCCCAUUUCCAAUGCAACCGUCGUGAGUGUGAUCUAGUUGGCAUUGAUGAAAGCGGAUCCAAGUAUGCCACUGCUGUCACGCCAAAGUCUGUAAUUAGUGCGGAAGCCGUUCGAUUCAAUCGUCAGUGAAGUGCAUCUGAAUUGUGUAUUAUCGAAAGAAAUCAAUGCUUUUCACGCUGAAAUUUAGAUCUUCUUCGAUUGAUUGUAGGUGUGUGUGCGUCCGUUUUGUUUGUGCAACUAACAUCGCAGAGAAUGAUAAUGAUUGGUCGAUGUGUUUAGCAAACUAGUACGCAUCCUUCAGACAAGAUUACUUCAGUGUAAGUCAACCUUGUGCGUGUGUGUGUUGGUUUGUGUUUCGUAUUGUAAAGUGCACCAGCAGUACAUGAUGGCAUUGUCCUUGCUAAUUGUGUGUGCCACACCGCUGAAUUACAGUGAACAGAUGAGAGUGAUUGGUUUGUACAGUGGAAGUUGGGGGUUUUUAUUUUAAGUGCAGCUAAAACUAAAACGUGCUACGCAAAGUAUUGAUUUGCCAUACAUAAAGUACAAAGCCAGGUACAAAGGCAUUUGAUUGUGCGUACAUUCCUUGAAGCCGAUUGACAUUCUGGACAUUCCCCUACAUCACCCCGGCAUAUUAUCAUCGCAAGCUUUCCAUGCGAAUGUAAUCAAAUCGAAUUUUACAUUACAUCGCACAUGGUGUUUGAGCAGUAGAGUUAGCCACACUAGGUCGUGAUAUACUAUAUUUCAUUGUUUGAAAAUAACUCUAGUCAUCCCGACAUAUCGCAAAAAGUCUGUGAUCAGCUCCUACAUGGCAGUGGAUUCCUAUCGUCGUAGUCCUUGGCAUAAAAGUUGGCACUUUCGCUCGACCAUGUAUUGCGCCGCUUCGUGGACAUUCUGGACAAAGCUGCUGCUGAUUCACGUAUGCUACAUAUCCAUCGGAGCGGUACGCAACGGGGACUGGGCCGCGAAGAACAGCAACGAGUGGCGGCCACCGGAACCAAACCCAUGGUCACCGUUCGCUGGUUCCGCUGACAGCCCGGUGACACUGUUGACAAGUUCGCUUGACCAUGCCGCUCAAAGCAGCGGCUCAUCCGCACAUUUUGUGUACCACGAGGGACACGGAAGAAGCAGCGUAAAGGUUGCUGAGACUCUCCGUACGAGGGUCGAUUCACCGUCAAGCGUAACAAGUUUGUACCGGCUAGGGCAAACCCCCCAUACAUUACCCUCCGAUUCGCACAUCCCGUUGGAAACGGUGGAAAAACAUUUCCUGUUCCGGCGUGAUUUGAGCAAAACACAAAGUACGUCGCUAAGGCAUACAUUAGCACCGGCUCAGGCGUGGGCAGACAAUGGAGCCGGCCCUAUUUGCCAAGAUCCUGGAUCGAUGGACGGAAAUUGUACCACGAACCGGGAGCGGCCACCAACAUUAAUGACCAACGCAAGCAAUGUCAACCCCGCGGAGGACCUGCUAGUUCCGUUCGCUUCCAACCACAGCUAUACGGAGAACGGUUCCGCGUUCUGGAUACUGAAGGACCUGGAAUUAGCCACACUCCAGUCACCGCUCGAGGAUAAUCAUACCACCCACAGCUAUCCAGCAGUGGACCUAAACGACCAUAACGAUGUGCUGUGCGACGACGAUUCGGAUCAGAUGGAGUACAACGAGAACUGUUUCAUCGAUCACAACGUUACUUGCGUUGGCGAUCCGGACUUUUGCAAUCUCACAUACAGCGAGUACCGACAGCUGUUGAUGGAUUACAUCUAUCCUUCGACGGGCGAAUGGAUUCUGAUUGCCUCGCACACUGUCGUCUUUCUUAUGGGAUUGGUUGGAAAUGCACUGGUUUGCAUAGCGGUUUACACCAACCAUACGAUGCGCACCGUGACAAACAUCUUUAUCGUCAAUCUUGCAGUGGCCGACUUUUUCGUUAUACUGUUCUGUUUGCCACCGACCGUUGUUUGGGAUGUGACAGAAACGUGGUUCAUGGGAAAAGCCAUGUGCAAGGUGGUAAUCUACUUUCAGACCGUUUCGGUGACAGUUUCGGUACUAACGCUUACGUUUAUUUCGAUCGAUCGAUGGUAUGCGAUAUGUUUUCCCCUUCGCUACAAGCCUAGACCCGAACGUGCCUGGCGCUCAAUUGCCCUCAUUUGGCUCAUUGGCUUCCUGUCGGAUCUCCCCGAAUUCCUGGUCCUGACAACGAGACGCAAGAAGCUACGCUUUGACAUCAAACUUUUCACCCAAUGUGUUGCAACGUGGGACAACGAAACGGAGAAAACUUUCUACAUCGUCAAGUUUGUGCUACUGUACACGCUCCCGCUACUAUUCAUGACCGUAGCCUAUUUCCAAAUCGUUCGCGUACUGUGGCGCUCGGACACUAUACCCGGCCAUCGGGAAUCCCGCAAUCAGCCAUGUGGCAUUCACAGUACCAGGACGACACUCAAUUGCGUGGGGAAUACAAGCACUAUGGGGCAGCUGCGUGCGCGCCGGAAAGCGGCGAAAAUGCUAGUGGCAGUAGUGAUCAUGUUUGCCGGCUGCUAUUUUCCUGUCCACAUGCUAAACGUCGCAAGGUAUACUGUCGAUAUUGGACAAAGUGAUAUAGUGGCUGUGCUAUCUUUAUUUUCUCACUGGCUCUGCUACGCCAACAGCGCCGUUAACCCUGUGAUCUACAACUUCAUGAGCGGAAAAUUUCGCCGUGAGUUUAAAAAUGCACUCGAAAAGUGCCGCUGCCUAAGAAGCUCCCACGCCUAUGGUGGACGUGUCGGGGGUUAUGAUGACCGUUCGCUCUGCCACACCGCCACACGGUUAAACGUCAGCCCCAGCACCAGAAGCAAUUAUCAUUUGGCCAGUGUAAGAGAUGCCAGGUUUAAGCAACACACGCAGCAAACGUCAUUCAAUGGCAGCCGCCAUCAGCACGGCCGUAACAGCAUCAAUCAUCCCGGCAGUCUGCAGCCACAAAUCUCGCCAAUCUCGGUCGAGGAGCGACUGGCGCUCACCAAAAGCUUGGACGGUGAAACCCUUCAGCUGACAAAUCGCAAAAACUCUUCCACCCUCACCGGAAGCAGUAACGGUAGCGGCCUAGGAAAUGGCAAUGGAAACGGUGCCGGCAACGGUAGCCCAUCUAUGCUACACCAACACCAGCACGGUAACCUGCACAGCCACCACAGUGAACAGCACAAGGACCAAACGCUAGCGGAGGACGCGACCACCACUCUGCAGGAACAAUCUGUCACUGCUCCAACGACCAUGCUAAUGAUUGUAAAUAAAUCGAGCAAUUGUAAAAUUGGUGGCACUUGACAGGCAAAGCUGCACGUUUCCUGGCGGAAGCCUCGACCGGACCAGAAACCCUGGACGCAGUUGCAGUAAGAACCGAAUCAUGUUUUAUGUAUAUUUUUUAUUUAUUAUCAAUCCGCCCCUUACCGGAGCUGCACGACCACACUUAGCUAAUCGUGCUCGAACUGCGCACCGAUAGAUAGUAUUCCAAAGCUGUAAGGUACAUGAUGAGUUGAGCAGUAAAUAUAGAUUAAGUAAGCAGGAGGGUAUAUCUUAUGAAGGAUGUUCAGUGGACGCAUGUAGUCGCUGGUCCAUCCACAAAUGAAUGUAUUAUUAAUGUACGUCAUGCCGCGAGACGGCGCGAUACGGGAACGAACCCGAUAAAGCAGCGUAACGAAACCACUAAAGCCGAAACCAUUAAUUAAAACUACUUGUUGGAGUAUCAUCUACGGUCGGGGAUUUCGAAGAAUAACCAACCAUCCGGCGAAUGAAUUGUGGCUGAAUCCUAGCAAAUUAUGAAUUACGUCGAUUCUCCCGAAAAUAAAGCCACCAUUCAACACAAACACAUCGUGUCGGUCACAACGGUCACUUUUAGUGAAGUGCUUGCGACAACAUAGUAAAACAGAGAGAUAUGCAGCGAUUAAGCAUUUUGCACAUCCAUCGGAGUGGUGGCACUCGAACAACGUAGUUGCAGGCUUCGCCGACCGGUGCAUCACAAUCGAUACAACACGGACUUCAAACGAGUCGUAGUCAUGUACUUCCAAAUCGAUUGUGAUGCUCUGCGCGGCCUCUUAUCAUAUGCACCACGAUGCACAUGUGUGUUACAGGCUGCCCAAAGGAUUCGCUGCUGCAGUAGUUGAGCAGUUUAUCUCUCGCGGGCAAAAGGAUAAACUGAACAACUACUGUGCAUCGAUCGCUGUACGACUCGGGUUCGUUCCAAUUAAUUGCAAAGCUAUGUGUACUUUUAUUCUACUGGAAGGUUGAGGGUCUAAUGUAAAGAAGGAAACAAACAAAAAGAGGGAACCAUUAACACUACGAUAAAGAAAGACUUUUUUGUAUUGUAAAUAUUGUUAUAGCUAAACACAUUCGUCUAACGAUACUUUCUGUAUAAAACGAUGCUCCAACUAAUGCAAAGAAGUCAAUAAAACUUACGCGACCCCAUACAAUUGUGUGUCUUAG
Anopheles coluzzii is the source of this 4601-nucleotide messenger RNA. RefSeq lists its product as uncharacterized. Gene Ontology annotation, cellular component: membrane. NCBI's taxonomy places the organism in Eukaryota, Metazoa, Arthropoda, Insecta, Diptera, Culicidae. Gene Ontology annotation, biological process: feeding behavior; G protein-coupled receptor signaling pathway. The coding region runs from base 969 to 3446 and encodes 825 amino acids. The transcript is spliced from 10 exons. Gene Ontology annotation, molecular function: orexin receptor activity. The record is from RefSeq and is a predicted model, not a curated record.